UGCCACGAAACCUGUGUCGUGGCAAGACAUUUGAGACGGAGUGACGCCUGAAGAUCACAUGGCCAUCCGAGAACAAGAUGCACGGAUGAUGGCCAUGGUGUUCUCCUGGCGAUCGGAGAACUCCUUCAUCUCCGCGCCCCCGCCGGAAAAUACCGAGCGGUGGCGGCUGUGGUGUGAGCACUUCGUCGAUCUUUCGGUGUGCCUGGUCGGAGUGAAGCUUACGUGGACAAGGGACGAGGAGCACCGUGAGUGGAUUGAGUACCUGGAGCUGCUGAUCAUCCAGGCCUGGAGGACGGAGGUAGAAGGCGAUCUUCUCGGAUUCCUCUUCGGAUCAGUGCGGCCCGACCAUCGCCAGCUGAUCGUGCAGGAGCUCACGGUCCCCCUUGCGCAGUUGGUUGAUGAUCUCCCCCUCGAGAUCGUCUCGCAGAGUGACGAGAACCCAAUCCCGCACGUCCUCACGCUGACUUUGACGCCAUACCUUCAGUGGUCGGCGUGCCUGGAGGAGCCGGGAACGGCGGGAAACGGCCACAACCCGCCAUCGCAGCGGGAUUAUCUGGACCCACGGGAAAUCAUCGAUCUCGCCUUCUUCCAGGAUCGAACGGCCUCCGAAGACGAGGAGAUAGCUAUCGAAGAAGAAGAAGUUGCUGAGGAGGACGACAAGGAAGAAACCCCGGAAGAGGGGAGUUAUAGCGAACACGGCGAAGGAGAGCAGAGUGAGGAAGAGGAAGAAGGAGAGGAGGAGCUAGAACUGGAGGAGUCUGAGUAGGAGAUAUCGGCGGAAGAGGCGGAAGAGGCGGAACAAACGGAUGCUCAAGCA
This is a messenger RNA of Chara braunii, 817 nucleotides long. The record is from the annotation of a GenBank genome assembly. NCBI's taxonomy places the organism in Eukaryota, Viridiplantae, Streptophyta, Charophyceae, Charales, Characeae.